AUGCGGCUGUCGAUGUUGACAUUCAUCGUGACUCUGUCCAGCUUCGUGCAAAAGCAUGAUGCGUUUUCUUCUUCUACUAACUCUGAUAAGUCUCGGGUUACACCGCUGAUAUCCGACAUUGAACACUCGGCAAAUGUACCUGCGGAGCUAUUCAGUGGUUGGAAAGCCCAAGACAGCCAACAUCGCCGACUAAAGCCGUUAGAUCAAGUAAAUCCAGCCGAUCAUAGUAAAAAUGCCGCUAAAUCAAUAGAUGAGGAAGAUACAACAGGUGUGAAGGAGAGACUACCACAGCUAAAAUCCCAUCAUUCUGAAAAGAAACAGCGGAGAUUGGUUCAUAAAUAUCCGUUAUUCUCAGCACUGAAGAAAAAUGAUGUAAACGGGAAGUUAUCCAGCUCUAUAUGGUCGCCUUUAGCUCAUGGACUCCGACGGGCUGGUGUUACGGGAUUUAAAUGGAACAAGUUGUCGGCGUUGUUGAAGAGACGCAAUAAACCCUCCAAAAUUACACCAAUGUAA
Molecule: messenger RNA, 513 nt
Organism: Plasmopara halstedii
Lineage: Eukaryota; Oomycota; Peronosporomycetes; Peronosporales; Peronosporaceae
Product: RxLR-like protein
Exons: 2
Coding region: 1-513 (170 amino acids)
Source: RefSeq, a predicted model, not a curated record